AAACUCUCUAUCUUCUCAAACACAAGUGAUGAUCUGAACUCUAGCCCUAGUUUCUACGCAUCAAACCCAUCGUCUGCUCUUCCUUAAUUAGUGCAACCAAUUGAUUUCUCAUCUCCUCAGAUUCUUCUCUUGUGCAUCAAAAACCUCUCAAGGUUAUGGCACCUAGUAAGCAAUGGAUGCAACUUGUUGAUAAUCGGCUCGAUGAAGCCUACUUAAUUGGGGUGCAAAAGUUUUUGGAUUAUGCUUUUUGGAAAACAGGAGAAGAAUAUGAAAUACGAUGUCCAUGUGUCAAAUGUUGUAAUACAACUUUGGGAACCCGUGAGACAGUUGAGACACAUUUGAAAGUUUAUGGAAUAAUUCAAAAUUAUACUUUUUGGUAUCACCACGGGGAAACUUUAGGUGAGCCCCUAUCAGAAUCUGAAGAUGAAGAUGGUGAUGAAGCAGAAGAAUGCGAGAGUGAAGAUGAAGUACAAGAAUUGUUGAGAGAUUUAUAUCCUAAUCUUGAUGGAGAAACCACGCACAAUGAUUGUGACGAUUUACUUGACGAGGAACCAAAUGCUGAAGCAAAAACAUUUUACAGCCUAUUGAAGGAUUUCGAGCAGCCAUUGUACCAAAAUUCAAAAGCUUCAAAACUGUCCUCUUUGAUUAAAUUGCUUCAUAUCAAAAGUAUGGGCCGUUGGAGUAACGAGUCAUUUACGAUGUUAUUAAAAAUGUUAAAAGAGGAGUUGUUGCCUGAUGGUGCCAAUUUGCCAAACUCAUAUUAUGAGGCAAAGAAGAUAAUUCAAGACCUUGGGUUAUCUUACAUCAAGAUUGAUGCUUGUACUAAUGAUUGCAUGUUAUACUGGAAGGAGGACAAGUUACUCGAUUCUUGCAAAAUUUAUGGUGCAUCCAGAUGGAAAAUAGAUACACAUAGCGGGGAGACAAGAAAUAAAAAAGGUAAAAAGAUAGCAUCAAAGACUUUGCGCUAUUUUCCAUUAAAGCCCAGGCUUCAAAGAUUGUUUAUGUCUAGAAAGACAUCUACUCUAAUGACAUGGCAUAAAGAUAAAAGAGUUGAUGAUGGAAUAAUGAGGCACCCAGCUGAUUCGAUGGCAUGGAAGUCAUUUGAUGAACUUCAUCCUUCAUUUGCGGCCGAGCCUCGUAAUGUUCGACUUGGACUUGCUAGUGAUGGAUUUCAGCCAUUUCGGAAUUCAAAAACCUCAUAUAACAUUUGGCCUGUGGUUCUUAUUCCUUAUAAUUUACCACCUUGGUUGUGUAUGAAGCAGGAAAUUUUUUUUUGUUAAUGCUUAUUCCUGGUCCGAAUGGUCCAGGAGAUGCAAUUGAUACAUAUCUUCAACCUUUAAUACAGGAACUAAAGGAGUUGUGGGAAGUUGGUAUUGUGACCUUUGAUGCAUCGUCUAGACAGAAUUUUAAGUUGCAUGCUUCUUUGUUAUGGACCAUCAAUGACUUUCCAGCAUAUGGAAAUUUAUCUGGAUGGAGUACAAAGGGAAAAUUGGCAUGUCCAUGUUGCAAUAAAGACAUUUCGUCAAUUCGAUUGACUAAUAGUAAGAAGCAGUGCUUCAUGGGUCAUCGGCGUUACCUUCCUGUUAGUCACAAAUGGAGGAAUGACGAAAAGUCAUUUGAUGCUACAAAAGAGAAAAGGCUCCCACCAAAAAUGCAUUCCGGUAUUGAGAUACUUAAUCAAGUGCAAGAUCUUAAAGGGCUACAAUUAACAAAUGAUCCAAAGAAAAGGAAGAAGAUAUCACAUGAAAAUCGAAAGGAUAAUUGGAACAAAAAAAGUAUCUUUUUUGAACUUCCAUACUGGAAAUCUCUCUUGUUGCGACAUAAUUUGGAUGUUAUGCAUAUUGAAAAAAAUAUAUGUGAUAAUAUUAUGGGGACAAUCAUGACUGUCAAAAGAAAGACCAAGGACACAGUUAAAACUCGGUUAGACUUGCAAGAAAUGAACAUUAGGCCAGAAUUGCAUCCCAUCCAAAGAGGGGAGAAAGUCGAAGUUCCAACUGCAUGCUACACAUUGCCUCCCGAAGAUAAGCACAAAUUAUGCCUUUUCUUAAAGAACUUAAAGGUCCCUGAUGGAUUUUCAUCUAAUAUUUCUCAAUGUGUGAACCUGAAAGAUCACAAGAUAUCUGGGUUGAAGAGUCAUGAUUGUCAUGUUCUUUUGCAACAUAUACUUCCUCUUGCACUUCGUGGUAUGUUGUCCAAAGAAGUUUGUGAACCUCUUAUUGAGUUAUCUUUAUUUUUUAACAUGCUUGGAUCAAAGGAGUUGAGGAUUGAUGAUCUGGAACAUAUUGAAGCGCAAAUUCCCAUAACACUUUGCAAGUUAGAAAGGGUCUUCCCUCCUUCAUUUUUUGAUGUCAUGAUGCACUUGCCUAUUCAUUUGGCUAGUGAAGCUAAGAUUGCUGGACCUAUUCAUUAUCGGUGGAUGUAUCCUGUGGAACGAUGGUUAUAUUUUUUGAAAUCUCUCAUUGGUAAUAGAGCAUGUCCAGAAGGUUCUAUUGCAGAGGGCUACAUUGCAAAUGAAUGUAUGACCUUAUGUUCAAGGUAUCUGCAUAGGAUCGACACUAAAUUCAAUCGGCCUGAACGAAAUUAUGAAGGGGGUUUAAAAAAAUCUAAUGGAGGUUUAACUGUGUUUUGUCAACCUGGAAGUACUCUGGGAGUUAAAGUUCCAUGUGAUCUUGAAGAAAAUGAAUUGGAACAAGCACAUAUAUACAUACUGAAGAACUGUGAUAAAGUCAUACCAUAUCUCGAAGAGUUUGCACAAACUCAUGUGGAUACUGUGCAACACUUGACUGAUGCAGAAUGGAACAGAAAAUUUAUUGAAUGGUUUAAAGUUAGGGUGAGUAUUACAUAAAACAUUAAAUUUAAAUUUGACAUUUUAGUGUUGUAUUACUCCUAAAAUAUUCAACUUAAUUUGUUCGUAGGUUGCACAAUUGUAUAAGGGAGAUAAUAGUCAGAUCAUGGAAGAUCUGCUCUCACUUUCACGUGGUCCUACCGGAUAUUCGACACAUUGCAAUGGUUACAUUGUCAAUGGAUAUAGAUUUCAUGCCGAAGAUCAUGAUAAAAACUUAAGGACUCAAAAUUGUGGUGUUGUUGUAGUUGGUGAGAAUGAUAAAGAUAGUGAGAACCUUGAUUACUAUGGAGUUUUAACAGAUGUGAUUGAAUUACAAUUUGUCAUGCAUAGAAGAGUGAUUUUGUUUCAAUGUAAUUGGUUUGAUGUGUAUGAUAAAACAAAAGGAGUUAAAAAAGAUGAGUACGACUUUGUGAGUGUUAAUCCAAGGAGAUUUUUGAAAACAAAUGAGCCUUUUGUUUUAGCGGAGCAAGCAUCUCAAGUGUUUUAUGCUAAUGACAAUUCCAACAAAGGUUGGUAUGUAGUGAGGAAGACUCAACCUCGUGAUUCGUAUGAGAUUGUGAAACAAAUGGAUGAUGUUAUUGUAGACAUAGGAAAUCCUUCUCAAAAGAAACGAAAAAGAAU
Molecule: messenger RNA, 3466 nt
Organism: Lycium barbarum (goji berry)
Lineage: Eukaryota; Viridiplantae; Streptophyta; Magnoliopsida; Solanales; Solanaceae
Exons: 3
Coding region: 1280-2845 (521 amino acids)
Source: RefSeq, a predicted model, not a curated record